Echinostoma caproni is the source of this 234-nucleotide messenger RNA. The record is from the annotation of a GenBank genome assembly. NCBI's taxonomy places the organism in Eukaryota, Metazoa, Platyhelminthes, Trematoda, Plagiorchiida, Echinostomatidae.
ACUAAUAGUAACAACUCGGAUGAUGAUGAUGAUGAUGAUGAUGAUGAUGAUGAUGAUGAUGAUGAUGAUGAUGAUGAUGAUGAUGAUGAUGAUGAUGAUGAUGAUGAUGAUGAUGAUGAUGAUGAUGAUGAUGAUGAUGAUGAUUCGGAUGAUGAUGAUGAUGAUGAUGAUGAUGAUGAUGAUGAUGAUGAUGAUGAUGAUGAUGAUUUUUCGGUCAGGUUGAGAAUAUGUUAA